Kluyveromyces lactis is the source of this 462-nucleotide messenger RNA. It is a transcript of the gene NCB2, whose product is annotated as negative cofactor 2 transcription regulator complex subunit NCB2. Bases 1 to 462 code for a protein of 153 amino acids. The record is from RefSeq and is a predicted model, not a curated record. Gene Ontology annotation, biological process: negative regulation of transcription by RNA polymerase II; chromatin remodeling; positive regulation of transcription by RNA polymerase II. NCBI's taxonomy places the organism in Eukaryota, Fungi, Ascomycota, Saccharomycetes, Saccharomycetales, Saccharomycetaceae. The transcript has a single exon. Gene Ontology annotation, cellular component: negative cofactor 2 complex. Gene Ontology annotation, molecular function: core promoter sequence-specific DNA binding; protein heterodimerization activity; TBP-class protein binding.
AUGGUUGGAGAGGUUGACGACGUUACAUUACCGAAGGCUACCGUUCAAAAAAUCAUAUCUGAAGUACUUGAUUCCGAUCUAACAUUCAGUAAGGAGGCUCGUGAAAUAAUCAUCGAAUGUGGGGUAGAGUUCAUCAUGAUGCUAGCGGGUUCUGCUAGCGAGAUCGCAGAUAAAGAGUUGAAAAAGACGAUAGCGCCUGAUCACGUGAUCAAAUCCUUACAAGAUUUGGAGUUUGAUGAAUUUAUUCCACCAUUAGAAGAGAUUUUACAUCAACACAAAGAAAACCAGAAGAUUAGAGAGAGGCGGGAUGCUAAAUUCAAGAAAUCCGGUUUGUCUGAGGAGGAAUUACUACGACAACAGGAAGAAUUAUUCAGACAAUCUAGGUCAAGGUUACAACAGACAUCAGUAUCGGACGCCUCAAGCAACGAUCCAGAAGUUGGCGUAAAGGCCGAAGAAUUCUGA